UUAGAAUAAUUUGCUUGGUACCUAGUUAUGACUUUAUAUUCCAAAACAAUGAUUGCUGUUUACCUGCUAAUUAUAAAGUUGUUCUCAAGUGGAUAUUUUUUAAACCCCAAUUUACAAUGUAAAAAUGUUACAGUGCGUAACAUUCAUCACAUGUGUACAAGCCUGGCAUGUUUUGAAGAACUACCAGCAUUAGAAUAUUUCUGCACAAACGUUUACGAGAACAUAUUUAAAUGUUCGUCAAAAAAUAUUCCGAUCGAGUAUAUUUGUGAUGGAAUACAGCAAUGCCGUAAUGGUGUUGAUGAGGACCCAACUGUUUGCAAGAACUUCGAAUGUAGAAGUAAUUACUAUAAAUGCAUCGAUGGCAAAUGUAUUGCUCCAUGGAAACUUUGCGACGGUGUCUACGAUUGUCUGAAUGGUUUAGAUGAAUCUGCACUUAUUUGUAGGAUGCUGCUACUUCACCUUUAUUACAUUUUAGUUCAAAAGAACAAUAGCUGUCCUAAUAUAUUUGAUAACAGUUAUAUAACAACGUGUUACAUCAAAUAUGGUACAAAAAUCAGUAUAAUGCCCUGUAAUGAAUACUUACCGGUAGGAACAACUGUUGAGGUUAGAUGUAAUACGUUUUACUUAAGUUCUGAUAAUAAGUCUAAACAGAAAUUGGUUUGUCGUGACAAUGGAACAUGGAGCCAAACAGUUUUGAAGUGUAAAGCAGAAUGUGGUGUUAUACCUGAUUUGAAUAUUUUUCCUUCGAUUUUACAUGGUUGGCCGAUUAAGCCUAAUCUUUGGCCAUGGUAUGCCGGAUUGUUUGAAAAUGGCAGUAAGAAGUGGAAUUAUUUUUGUGGUUCAACCAUAAUUUCUACAAAUAUUGUUGUUACUGCUGCACAUUGUGUUUGGGAAAUCCCAAAAAAUCAUAUUCAAGUAAUAGCUGGAAAAUACAAGAGUGAUUAUUAUAUUAACGAGGAGGGGACCCAAAUCAAAGUCAUUCUUCAUAUAUUCAUACAUCCGUUAUAUCAAGAUGUAAUAGGGAAUUAUGCUACAGAUUUAGCCGUUCUAGUUUUGGUAGAUCAUUUUCAAUUAUCAAAUACCGUAAUACCGAUUUGCCUUAACUGGUCUCUCAGGAACAUUGUGAGCAACUUGACACAGGAUUUGGAAGGUAUGGUUAUAGGUAUGGGGUUAACAGAGAAUGGAAAGCCCUCUGAACAAUUAAGAGCUGUCAAAAUGCCUAUAGUGAACAACGAUGAAUGUUUAAUUAAUCAAAGAGUUGAAUUCAAAAAGUUUAUUUCCAUUACAACAUUUUGUGCAGGAAGUAAAAAUGGUAGCACUGUAUGUAAUGGGGAUAGUGGAAGUGGAUUAGCGAUUCAAGAUCCCCAAACACAAAAAUGGUAUUUAGAAGGAAUUGUCAGUAUUAGUCCGAAAGAUCACAACAAUGAUCUAUGUGAUGUUCACUAUUAUUCAAUUUUUACAAACGUUGGAAUGUACGUAGAUUGGAUUUAUCAAAUAUCAUCAGCCUUUACUGAAUAUUAAUACCGUAUGAUCGAAAAAAAAACGGCGCCCAGUUGGCUUUGAAGUGACGAUCGAUGAUAUUCCCUAUACAAUUUUACAUAUAAAAUGACAGCGAUCUUCAUUUCAUAGCACCGCUGACGCCGUUUUUUUUUUCGAUAAUGUUGUAUAGGGUAUUAAUUUAGGACCCACAUUAUAGUUGUUUUUAUACUAUAAUAAGUUUAUUAAUUAAAGCAGUCAUUAAGCACUCCACUCAAUUACUUAACAACAAUGUUUUUUAAUCUUUAUUUUAUUUUUUUUUGUAUUAUAUUUAUUUGUUACUGUAAU
Molecule: messenger RNA, 1824 nt
Organism: Sitophilus oryzae (rice weevil)
Lineage: Eukaryota; Metazoa; Arthropoda; Insecta; Coleoptera; Curculionidae
Product: chymotrypsin-C-like
Exons: 8
Coding region: 28-1521 (497 amino acids)
Biological process (GO): proteolysis
Molecular function (GO): serine-type endopeptidase activity; protein binding
Source: RefSeq, a predicted model, not a curated record